Molecule: messenger RNA, 3351 nt
Organism: Sycon ciliatum
Lineage: Eukaryota; Metazoa; Porifera; Calcarea; Leucosolenida; Sycettidae
Product: tetratricopeptide repeat protein 16-like
Exons: 12
Coding region: 171-2375 (734 amino acids)
Molecular function (GO): protein binding
Source: RefSeq, a predicted model, not a curated record
ACCCUUGUUGGCCGACUGGCAGUUGAAUGAAACGACCCGUUGUCCUCUUGCUUCUGUUCUGGCAAAUCAUUUUUGUACUUGGAGAGGAAAGGACCAGCUAGGGGUCUCAGAGAUUUGCCCACUCCGGUUGCCGCGAGCUUAGCACCCGCCCGAGUCACUCUUGGGACAGGAUGGAGAAUCAAGGAGUAGAGCAAGGUUAUGCUGAUGAGGCUGAAGACCCUCUGCGAGAUUGGACUCGCGAAUCCGAGCUGGGCGUUGACGGGUCGUCAGAGUGCCUCGUUCCUAUUCCGACCGUACAGGAUCUCGACGAGGCCAACACGGCUGUAGUCCCCAGCAACGGCACCGGAGACUGUGCCGCCCGGUCCACGUCCUCCGCGUCCACGAGUAUCUCAAUUGUCAGCGAACAGUCCGAGUCUACGUUCAGUAGCCUAGUCAAUCGUCAUUGUCGAGAACUUGUCGUAGGUGCCCGGCAGUGCAUGGCUGCAUGCAUGUGGCAGUCAGCAAUAGUGAAGCUAUCCAGGGCCAUUCUCUUGGCUAGCAAGUCGUCAGAGCUAUACCUCCUACGCGGCGAAGCAUUCCUACAGAUGGCAGAUUUCAAGUCGGCCACCAUGAACUUUGAAAAGGCCUUGUUCUGUGAACCAGCCAAUAGCGAGCUUCGUCAGCGCCUGACGCUGGUGCUGUACCUGCACGGGCGCAGUUUGUUUGAGCUGACACUGUAUGAGGAAGCACUGGCACUAUUUGAUCGGGUCAUAGAGGAUGAGUUUUGCCCGAUGGAAGUCCAUGGCAGCAGGAUUUCUUGCUUGGCACUUCUUGACCGGCACAAGGAAUGCCUGGAUUACGUUGAUCACCUGCUCGAGAAGUACGACGACAAUGCCGACUUCCUCAUUGUGCGAGCGAGGCUUUACAAGGGAUGUGGACGAAACAGUGCCUGUUUCUACGACAUACAGGCAGCUCUGGACCUUGACAGCGAGCAUGCAGCCGCACAUCAACUGCUCGAGGACUUGCAGCAAAGAGCGUACGGAUUUCAUUCGCAGGCAGUCAAGUUGUGCUUGGGCCAUCACUACUCGGAAGCACUGCAGAAGAUUUCCUUGGCCAUUGAAGCGGACCCGUCGGCAGCUACCUAUCACGUGUUUCGAGGUAUCCUGCACCGGCGAAUGCGCAACUUCACGGCUGCCGUCGACGACUUCACCAUAGCACUGGCAAAGUGUGGCCUGGACGAGAAAUGCCAGGUCAGCUGCGACGCGCACCGGCACUUGAGUCUCACGUACAAUGAGCUAGCCGUGGAGUGUUUCAUGAACCAGUUUUACAAUGAGGCUGUCCUGCUGCUAAACAAGGCCAUAGGGCGUGAGAAGAAUGAUUCCGGCAUGUAUAUAAAUCGCGGUGAUUGCUUCUUCAAAAUGGCCGACCUGGAGUUUGCACUGGCCGACUACGAGCAAGCGUUGGACUUGAGCCCCGAGGACUGGACGCUGCGUGGCCGCCUAGCAGUGGUGAACUGUCGGCUGGGUGCGCGCGAGUACGCUCAACAGUGCUAUGACCGCAGUCUGGAGUACUUCAACUCGGCCAUAUCUGUUCAGCCAGCGAUUGCAACAGCAUACGCACAACGAGCACGGGUGCACUUUUUAAAGAAGGAUCUUGGCAAAUGUCAGGAGGAUGUCCUCUCUGCUCUGGCUUUGAAUAGCCAGGAAGAAACUGCCUUGUCGCUUGCCAGCAGGUUAUUCCCGGACACAACCCCGCGGGAGAUAAUGACGAUGGAAAUUGGGAUGGCGGCGCGGGAGCGAGUUCGCACAGCCAUCCGCCAGUGUCACAUGGAUGCUCGUGUGAAGGUACAUCAUCAACCAGUCACGGAAGCAAAAGUCCAGGAUCACGUGGAUGAGAUUAUCGCCGCCAUGCCUAAAUUAUUCCUGGCUGAGGACGGUGUUGUGCACAAACGAAAAGCUGGAAAGGCUGAAGCCACGAAAGCCCAACGAUCUCUGAAACAGAGUGGCUCACCAGUGGCUGGUGAUCUUCAGCGAAUAAGACCCAUGGAUCUGCGCUCAGUGCUAAGCUCAGUUAGUGCCGCGAGUGCCAGUACUGGUGAAAGUGACUCAAGCAGCACGAAAGAUCCCGUCUCCAACUCCAGAUCUAAACAACUGCGUCGUCCGAACACCGAGCUAUCGUCGAAGAUCGAGAUUGGCGGCCUGCCCGGUGUACCCGAGCCUGCAAUGCCGUCACUACAGGCGUGCCUGGCGGAUAGGGAAUUCUUCACUACCAUGGUCAAGGCCAAGAACGAGACUGACACCAAGUUUAGCAAGUUACUGCGUGCUAAGCGGCCAUCACUGGCACAGCAACACCCGGCAAGGAAGGGCAAGCAGCUGGCUAAAGUGUCCAAGUCUUGACUUGGCAGCCUGUGUACUGAGACGUUACCAUCUCGUCCUCACUGAUGAUCGAAUGCCAACUUUGGAACAGUAUGUGAGAGAACAGUUCAUGAAUCUUGAGUUGAGCUUUUCAUCGCUUCUGAUCAGGAGUCGAGAUAAUCAUGACUUCUAUUCUGCAUGUUGUCUUGUCUAAGUUUGGCUUCAAGUGUCACACUGACCGUGAGAUAGUUGAUUACUUGAGCUCCUACCUUCUUGUGGCACGCGCGCAUGUGUGUGUGUGUGUAUGUGUACAGACCUGCUUGGCUGUGAAAUCAAGGGCGUCGGAACCGCACCGGCUGGGGCGGCCAUGGCCGCCUCACUUUUUCGGCGGUUUUUUUAUUUUUUUUUAGCACACUGCAACAAAGCGCGAUGAUCUCAGCGCAAACGUAGCAAAUCCUUGUCCCCGAUCGUGGUUUGUUGCAGAAUCAAAAGUCCAUGUAGAUGUAGAUCUACACUGAAAUGGCACCAAAUGCCUGGCAAUGCUUGCAAUUGGCUUCAAUUGUUGAAUUUUUUCCCGGGGGAGGGUAAUGUUUGUCCCCGAUCGUAGCAUCUUCUUGGUUUUUUGCAGAAUCAAAAAGUCUUUCAUUGUAGUUACCGUACACUGAAAUGGCACCAAAUGCCCGGAAAUGCUUGCAAUUGGCUUCAAUUUUUGAAAUUUUUUCCACGGGGGAGGACCCCGGACCCCCUUCCAUGGCCGCCCCACCUCCAAAGCCGUUCCGACGCGCCUGGAAAUUACUUAUUGGUUACUGUAUUAUGGCUCAUAGUACUGAGUUAUUACAGCUCAUGAUGAAAUAAGCUGUGUUGAUUAUUUGAAUCUCCUAAUGCCGCACCGGCGGUACACAUUUAUGUAUCCGGCAUACUCGUACUUCAGUACAAUGUAGCUGUGCCUUGCCCGUUCAAUAUGGACACAGCGAUAUUAUUAUUAUUAUCUGCCUGGGAGACAAACCAUAAUGAGUCA